CCUCCCUCCCUUUUGGACCUCUUCACUCUUUCAACUUUGUCCAGUCAUUCGUUUUGGGCUCACGAAGGCAACACCACCACCAACUCAGUACACUCUUUUUUAUUAUUUUACCUUAUUGUGUAGUCACAGCUAGACGGACUCCGAACAAACGAACAAACAGUCUCGAACCCCCUCGUCCGACUAUUUAAAUUCACUCCUCGGACCUGUUUUCCCGUCGAUUCAAACGAAAUCCCUAGACGAAGCGAAUUCCUUCACAUUUUCGACCGUUCAGACAAAGUUGUUUCUCUCUCUCUCUUCUAAUUUCAUCCAACACCAUCAAAAUGAAGGCUUCUCUCUCCCUCGCCGCCCUGACGGCGCUCGCUGCCACCGCCGAGGCCCAGAACUGGUUGGGCUUCAACUCGGGAGCCACCAAGGCCGACCGCUCCGCCAAGUUCAAGGCCGAUUUCGAAGCCGAGUUCAAGACGGCCCAGAACCUUGAGGGCGCCCCCGGCGACUUCAACGCCGUCCGCCUCUACACCAACAUCCAGGCCUACUCCACCGACGACCCCAUCGAGGCCUUCGAGGCCGCUAUCGAGACCAAGACGUACAUCCUGCUCGGCGUCUGGACCUCGGGCACCGACAACAUCGACAAGGAGAUCAACGCCCUGAAGAAGGCCGUCACCAAGUACGGAACCAAGCUGACGGACCUCAUCAUCGGCGCGUCCAUCGGCUCCGAGGACCUGUACCGCAACUCGGUCACGGGCGUCAAGAACAAGUCGGGCGUCGGUGCGGACCCCAAGACCCUUGUCGGCUUCAUCGACGACUUCAAGUCGGCCUUCAAGGACACCCCUCUGUCCAAGGUCUCCAUCGGCCACGUCGACACCUGGGACGUCUGGGGAAACACCACCAACAAGCCCGUCCUCGACGCCAUUGACUGGGUCGGUGUCGAUGAGUACCCCUACUACGAGAACGACAAGGGCAACGACAUCAAGAACGCCGGCAAGCUCUUCGACAAGGCCUACGAGGCCACCAUCGCCACGGCCGGCGGCAAGCCCGUCUGGGUCACGGAGACUGGCUGGCCCGUCACCGGCGAGACGUGGGACGAGGCCGUCCCCAGCAAGGAGAACGCCAAGAAGUACUGGGACGAGAUCGGCUGCCGUCAGCUCUUCAACAAGGUGCCCACCUUCUGGUACAACCUCCGCGACUCUAACCCCGACAACUCGAUGAAGUUUGCCAUUACCAAGGACCUGUCCACCACCCCCCUGUUCAACCUCACCUGCCCCACCACCUUUGACACUCCCACCGGCACCUCGUCGUCCUCGGCCACCGGCACCGCGACCGCUAAGCCCAGCGCCAGCUCCGGCUCCAACAGCACCGGCGGUUCCGGCUCCGGCUCCGGCUCUGGCUCUGGCUCCAGCAGCGGCUCUGGCAGCGGUGCUAACGCCACCGUCUCCACUGGCGCUCCCUCUGCCACUUCCGGCUCUGGCUCUAGCUCUGGCUCUGGCUCCGGUGCCGAUGCCAGCAGCACGCCCUCCAGCGUUGCCUCUGGUGCCUCCAACCUCCAGUUCUUCACGACAGGCGCCCUGGCCGUUGUUGCCGGCGCUUUCGCUCUCCUCUACUAAGCGAAGAAGGAGAGUGGCGUGCACACUUUUGGGUGAAAUUUCUAGCGCAUUGGCAAAGGUGUCUUUGAUUCCCGCUCCGGACAUGUGGCUUUUUUUCCGGCAUCAUAAUCAUGGAAAGAUUUGAGGAUAGACUGAAGGAGAAAAGAAGAGGCGAUUACAAAACUAUACACACUCAUUCAAACCAACCACCGAUCGAUGAC
Molecule: messenger RNA, 1801 nt
Organism: Colletotrichum destructivum
Lineage: Eukaryota; Fungi; Ascomycota; Sordariomycetes; Glomerellales; Glomerellaceae
Product: Putative glycoside hydrolase family 17, glycoside hydrolase superfamily
Exons: 1
Coding region: 321-1601 (426 amino acids)
Biological process (GO): cell wall organization; carbohydrate metabolic process
Cellular component (GO): cell surface; extracellular region; fungal-type cell wall
Molecular function (GO): glucan endo-1,3-beta-D-glucosidase activity
Source: RefSeq, a predicted model, not a curated record